UUUAUUGAAUAGGCUAGGGCUGGGUCGGUAGUUCCGCUUCCCCUUCGCCAUAGCGGAAUUAUCCCAGGGCCGAAAAGAUAGAAGAAAAGUUGCAUUGUAAAUAGUUGUAGACACGUUUUUACUAAGUUAUUUGUACGCGCUGCGUACCGCCAAGGCCCCAUGUAACAGAGGAAGUACUUUUAACGGAUUUACAAACGUUUUCCAGACCGUCGAGGAUCGUCCCGGUGUCAAGUUCUAUUCAAGUUUAACUGGUGUGGAACCUCCGGUGCCACUUGGUGCUUCCUUUCUCUUCUGCUGCCACUUUCGGCCCAUCCGCCUGUGGCGCAUGAGCACAGCAGUGCUUCAUGUUGAUGUGAGCGCUGCCCCGCUCCCUCUCUGUUUGCCACCCUGUCCAUCCUUGCCCACUGAGCUCCUCAAGCCCUUGUAGCCCUGUGAGGCUCUAAACAACCUAUAGCCAUGUGUGAUAACGGAGAUCCUGAGGAUAAACCCCCUGCCCCUCCGGUCAGGAUGAGCAGUACCAUCUUCAGCACCGGCUCUGGCAAAGACUCACUCUCGGCCAACCACAGCUCUAAACCUCUGCCCUCUGUGCCCGAGGAGAGAAAACCUCGUAACAAGAUCAUCUCAAUCUUCUCUGGGGCUGAAAAGGGUGGUAGAAAGAAAGAUAGAGACAAAGAACGACCAGAGAUCUCACCACCUUCAGAUUUUGAACACACCAUACAUGUUGGGUUUGACGCUGUCACAGGGGAGUUCACUGGUAUGCCAGAGCAAUGGGCUCGACUUCUCCAGACCUCAAACAUCACCAAGUCAGAGCAGAAGAAAAACCCACAGGCUGUGCUCGACGUUCUAAAGUUCUACGACUCUACAGGCAACGGUCGUCAGAAGUACCUCAGCUUCUCAUCUUCUGAAAAAGAUGCGUUCACCCCUGGGCCUCAGUCUCCUGUCAAAAAAGGCACUGAACCCUCUUCUCCGAAUAUCAAAGACAUUGAUGAUGAUGACGAUGAUGAAGCUCUUCCCCCUGUUGUGGCUCCGAGACCUGAACACACAAAGAGUGUGUAUACUCGCUCCGUUAUUGACCCCAUCCCUGCUCCAAGCCACUGUGUAGACAGAGAUGUUGCCUCCAAGGCUGCAGACAGACAGAAAAAGAAGGGCAAGAUGUCAGACGAGGAGAUCAUGGACAAACUGAGAACCAUAGUCAGCAUUGGGGAUCCCAAGAAGAAGUACACCAGAUAUGAAAAAAUUGGUCAGGGGGCAUCAGGAACAGUAUUCACAGCCAUUGAUGUUGCCACGGGACAGGAGGUAGCCAUUAAACAGAUCAACCUACAAAAGCAGCCCAAGAAGGAGCUGAUCAUCAAUGAGAUUUUAGUGAUGAAGGAGCUGAAGAAUCCCAACAUUGUCAACUUUUUAGACAGUUUCCUGAUGGGGGAGGAGCUGUUUGUGGUGAUGGAGUAUCUGGCCGGUGGCUCACUGACAGAUGUGGUCACAGAGACCUGUAUGGAUGAGGCCCAGAUAGCUGCUGUCUGCCGAGAGUGUUUACAAGCAUUGGAUUUCCUGCACGCAAACCAGGUCAUUCACAGAGACAUCAAAAGUGACAACGUGUUGCUCGGCAUGGAUGGCUCUGUCAAGCUGACCGAUUUUGGCUUCUGUGCCCAGAUCACUCCAGAGCAGAGCAAACGCAGCACCAUGGUAGGCACGCCUUACUGGAUGGCUCCUGAGGUGGUGACCAGAAAGGCUUAUGGGCCUAAAGUAGACAUUUGGUCACUGGGUAUUAUGGCCAUUGAGAUGGUCGAAGGAGAGCCUCCCUACCUGAACGAGAACCCACUACGAGCAUUAUACCUGAUUGCCACGAACGGCACACCCGAGCUUCAGAACCCAGAGAAGCUGUCUCCAGUCUUCAGAGAUUUCCUCAACCGUUGUUUGGAAAUGGAUGUAGAGAAAAGAGGCGGAGGCAAAGAGCUGCUGCAGCAUCCAUUCCUGAAGCUGGCCAAGCCCCUCUCCAGUCUCACACCUCUCAUCCUAGCAGCCAAGGAGGCCAUGAAGGGCAAUCGUUAGCUGAUGAAAAGAGCUACCCUGCCUUCCCAUGCUGUGCACAGAUACGUGCCAACCAUUUAGAUUUCGUGCCAGACAAUAGGCUGAGAGUGACUUGCCGCUCUUGAUGCACCAGCCUUAUAAGCCCUGACAAACCUCACUGUGAAGAAGACCAAAAAUAUAGAGCACAACUCCACCGCUGUCCACAUGAACUCUAUUCUCACUCAGACGUCAGAAGACAAGUCAAACUAAAGUGCUUAGUUUCAGAGUCAGGCGUAGUUAUUUUGUACAACAAAUCUCCUGGUGACAAGUUAGGGCUAGGCUUGUAUUUAACUUGGAAUGAAGAAGAUGCCUAGUUCUAUUUAGUUUUUUUUAAUCAACUGCCUUAAACAAAUGCAAAAUGUUGCCUAAUGUAUUGUUGAUUGUGUCAAUGUUUCUCUUCCCAUGAUUUUUACUACCUUUGUAAUUUACCUUUUCAGCUUGUCAGUGUCUUAGUUAUUUUGAUACUUGAAUUUCAUAUUUGUCCCCCUUCUUGUUAUAUAGUUGGUCUCAUUCAGUGAACACUCUUGCUAUUUCCACAUUGACUCGUGUUUUAUGGACAUUUUCUCUUACCGGUUUUUAUAGGAAACAUUUCAGUACGUUCAUCAUCAUAAACACGUGCUGUGAUUGUGUUGUUCUUCGACUGCCACACCUGACAGACCUACUGUACCAGUUCUUCCCUUGUAUUAGUCUCCUGAUACCAGAGGUGCACCUUACAGGCAAAUUAAAAUGUUAGAUUGACAGGGUUUAUACUUUCUUCUUUAUUGAUGUUAUUAAAAAUGAGUAUUGUAUGUCAAA
Chelmon rostratus (copperband butterflyfish) is the source of this 2862-nucleotide messenger RNA. RefSeq names its product p21 protein (Cdc42/Rac)-activated kinase 2b (gene pak2b). Gene Ontology annotation, biological process: protein phosphorylation; regulation of axonogenesis; regulation of MAPK cascade. Gene Ontology annotation, cellular component: cytoplasm. The record is from RefSeq and is a predicted model, not a curated record. NCBI's taxonomy places the organism in Eukaryota, Metazoa, Chordata, Actinopteri, Chaetodontiformes, Chaetodontidae. The transcript has 15 exons. Gene Ontology annotation, molecular function: protein serine/threonine kinase activity; ATP binding. The coding region runs from base 457 to 2049 and encodes 530 amino acids.